This is a messenger RNA of Nematocida homosporus, 1233 nucleotides long. RefSeq lists its product as uncharacterized. The coding region runs from base 1 to 1233 and encodes 410 amino acids. The record is from RefSeq and is a predicted model, not a curated record. Gene Ontology annotation, cellular component: plasma membrane; lipid droplet; mitochondrion. Gene Ontology annotation, biological process: glycolipid biosynthetic process. The transcript has a single exon. NCBI's taxonomy places the organism in Eukaryota, Fungi, Microsporidia.
AUGACUGAGAAUGAACGUAAAGAUAUCCUUAUCUGUGGUGCAAGUGGUUUUACUGGUCGAAAGCUCUUGGAACAUAUUUUGCUGAAACGUAAGCAUCUGUCUGUAGGUAUUUUGUGUCGUACGCAGACAAAGAUAGAUCAGCUAGUUAAGGAAUUAGCACAUUUUGAUCAUGAAUUUGCUACUCAUUGUUGUGGAGUAGAUAAGAUUGAAAAGCUUGCUGCGGUCUUUUAUAAGUAUAAAGUUGUGAUUAACUGUAUUGGGCCUUUUAUUUAUACUGGACUUCCUGUUAUUGAGGCGGCUAUUCGGGCUCAGACUGAUUAUGUUGAUUGUACUGGUGAACCUGGGUUUAUGCAGAAGAGCUUUGAAAUGUUUGAAGAUAAAGCUAAAACUGCUGGUGUUCGUAUUGUGCAUGCUUGUGGUUUUGAUUCUUUACCCUUAGAUAUCGGUAUGGUGUAUACAAUGCAGGAAAUUGCUGCUCGGAAAGGUGAAGUGUCUAACUUAGUGGCUGAGUCUUACUUGCACUUGAAAAACACUAAGAUUAAUGUUGGGACUUUCAAAACUAUUAUUGCUAGCAUUGAUACACUUAAAUCUAAACCUUCUUCGUCCUUAGCUCGUAAAGAGAAAGAUAAAGAACUGGCUGUAAAGAGUAGUGCUAAGUCAAGUAGGAGGAAGGUUAAAAAGAUGCCUUUCUAUGCUAAAAAGACGGGUAUGUAUGCUAUGAUCUUCCCGGGGUCGGAUUCCUGGGUGUUACGGAAGACUCGGCAAGUUUUACCCUACUUCCCAGUCUGUCACUGCUAUAUCUCAAUUCCAGGAAUAUUAGGAGUACUGGCUGUUCUCUUUCUGGGACUUUUGAUUGGUGCAGUGUAUAUCCUGCCCUGUCGAUUACGUGAACAUGCUUAUGGGUUUAUUGACUGGUUUAGUUUUGGACUAAUCCGUGAGAAGGGGCCAACUGAGGAUGAGAUUUCUUCAUCUGGUUUUGAAACCAAAAUAAUCGUUAAUGGUAAAGAUAAGGAUCAAAACUCUUUUGAAGUCACUACAAUUGUUUCUGGGCCAGAUCCUGGGUACAUCACUACCCCUGCUGCAUUACUUGUUUCUGCUGAAACAAUCCUAGCCAAUCAAGACCUUCAAUCCCGACCGGGUGUACACACUCCAGGAUCUCUCUUCUACGACACCGAUAUUAUAGCUGCCCUAAUGAAAGAAAGUAUUAUGUUCUGUGUUGCCUCUGAGAAAUAA